Molecule: messenger RNA, 2607 nt
Organism: Cyprinus carpio (common carp)
Lineage: Eukaryota; Metazoa; Chordata; Actinopteri; Cypriniformes; Cyprinidae
Product: gastrula zinc finger protein XlCGF8.2DB-like
Exons: 3
Coding region: 560-1192 (210 amino acids)
Biological process (GO): regulation of transcription by RNA polymerase II
Molecular function (GO): DNA-binding transcription factor activity, RNA polymerase II-specific; RNA polymerase II cis-regulatory region sequence-specific DNA binding
Source: RefSeq, a predicted model, not a curated record
GACUUUUAUUUUGAUAGGAUGACGUGACGUCACAAGGCUGCGCCGCGCUCCUGCGUUUGCUGUGAUUCUGCUGAAGAAAGGUUGUGUUUUCGGCGAUUUAAGUUGAAGACCAACUGUUUUGUGCAAGUAAAGCGCACCCACACAUAACUAACAGAGAGGGUGUAUGUCAGUUCGUCCCAUAUACCGUGAAUCUGUUUAUCUCUCACACGAAUUCAAUCACUGUUGUUUAAAUUAUUACUUGCUGCUAGGAAGGAAUAUAACUAUUAUAAAGAUGGCUUUUAUUAAAGAGGAGAGUGAAGACGUGAAGAUUGAAGAAGCAUUCAGAGUCAAACAAGAAGAUACAGAGACACAAACAGCUCCUGCUGUACUGGUUUCUUGUAAAAGCUGAUGAUACUGCGUUUCGACCUGAUGCUGCUGAAAGAGGAGAGUCAAGAACUGCAUGAUGUAGAGGAAGACAAAUGUCAUGAUUUCAUAACUAAAAACGAUCCUUCACAAAAAAGUGAUUUCACCUGCGAAGUGUGGAAAGAGUUUCGCCAGAAGAGGGGGACUUAAGGUCCACAUGAGGAUUCACACUGGAGAGAAACCUUUCACCUGCCCUCAGUGUGGAAAGGGUUUUAUUGAAAAUGGAAACCUUACCAAACAUAUGAGAGUUCACACUGGAGAGAAGCCUUUCAUGUGCCCUCAGUGUGGAAGGUGUUUCACACAUCAAGCAACCCUUAAUACCCACAUGAUCGUUCACACUGGAGAGAAGCCGUUCACGUGUGAUCAGUGUGGAAAAAGGUUCAGAAGGAAACCAAACCUUAAUGGCCACAUGUUGAUUCACUUAAGGGAAAACCGUUUUAAGAGUAAUCACUGCGAAAGGAGUUUCACAGACAAGAAGCACCUCGAGGAUCACGUCAUAACUCACAUCGGAGAAAACCCUUUAAUGUGCUAUCACUGUGGAAAGAGCUGCACGAACAAAGCAAACCUUAAGAUUCACUUGAGAACUCACACCGGAGAGAAACCUUUCACCUGCCCUCAGUGUGGAAGGAGUUUCACAGCUAAAGGAAACCUGAAGACUCACAUGAGGAUUCACACUGGAGAGAAGCCGUUCACAUGUGAUCAGUGUGAAAUCAGUUUCACAUAUAACUCAGACCUGAAACGUCACAAGCAAUCUCAUUCUGGGGAGAAAUGGCAGCGUUCCUCAGUGUGAUGAUGAGGUUAGCAAAACUGAACACCUGUGCAUUACCUCUGGAUGAUGAGAGAGUAUUUUGUCAUCGCACUUAAAACCUGACUAGUCAUGCAGAUGUGAGACCCUGUUUUUGUUCUUUGAAAAGAGUUUUAAAGUUUAGCCGUUUCUAAUGGCAUCAGAAAAUGUGUCUGUGUGAAAUUAAUUUUGAUUGAAUAGAGGCAUCACUAUUUGAUUCAGAUUAAUACUCAUUAUAUUACAUAAAGUUCCAUUUUGCUUUAAAAGGCACAAUAAAAAUGGAAAAUGAUAGAUAAAGGGACAAAAUGAAAGAAAUAACGAAGAUAUUAAUAGUAACUAAUAUAACAAAGAUUGCACUGUGUUAUCGGAUUCAUCUUUAGUGAGUUGAAUGCACAGGUAAACAUGUUUUCAAUCUGGAUAUGAUUAGGGCUGAACCCUUGUAUUUAACUACGUCCCCCCUGACAAGUUUCAGUUUAUUAAUAUUAUGCUUAGUUUGCGAUUAAUUAUUCAACACAUCAUGUAAGUAAUUUGAUUACAAUUUUUAACUAAAUAAGCUAUUAAAAGUGCAACUAAUCAUGAAAUAUUAAUGACUGACAUCCUUGCAAAAUUCAACCACAUUUCAGUCCUUGACAUAACAUUUUAAGUCCCUGAAGACUGAACUAUAAAGAUUCAAGGACUGGACAUCACUUUUUGAAAUAAUGCAGAUUCGUCUGCUAUCUAUUAGCUCUCACGGUACAUUGAUGUCAAACACUGAUCGGUCUGCACAGCGUUGCUUCAAGUUGAACACACCUAAUUAUUAUUGGAAAUAGCAGUUAACUUAAUUCACGUGAUGUGUGUACUGCUAGGCAUCUUUGGUUUCCUCUUUUUGUCUAAAGAUGGAAAAUGUGUCUUUUUAUCAUUCACUUAUCGGAGUCACUCAUCAAAAGUUGCCAAAAAAUUAAAAAAAAAAAAAGGUAAAUUUGUUGCUAGGUACUUUUGGAAGAAAAAAGUUGCUAAAUCUAGCAUACAAAAUUGCUAAAUUUGCAACACCGCUAGGGAGGCGGGGCCUCCAUAACCAUAACUUAAAACUGUAACUUAAUACACUAGUUCACCAAUCAAGACGGGCAGUUUAAGGCUAGGCUCUUUGUCCAUUGGAUAUAAAAUAACUUUUACUCACCUGAAAAGGAACCAGUUAAUAUCGCUAUUUAAAUGUGGAUCUCCACCCCAUGAAUGCAUGAAGAGUCUGUGUCCAGUGAUUCAACUUUUCCUGCAUACUGCUUAAUGGCACUGAAACAAGUGCAUCCCUCGGGGGCUUCUAAGCGAAAAGCUAAACGGGCACGCAAAGAAAGCGCUGCUCGUGAUGCAGGUAUGUGAGCUGUUGUCAUGUAUUUUGAUUGUAUAUAAUUAAAAUAAAUAGAGCCUCAUUCUGCCGAUUCACCUCA